CAGGUUACAAGGAGAAGUUUCAACGAAACUUAGCACAAAAGUACAUUAUACUCUGAUUUUUGUGCAAUAGAACAAUUUCUGUAACAUCUCUGGUGCAUCUCUGCCUCCUUGGUUCUUUCCAUUAUGGAUUUAUUGUGUCUGGGUUUUUUUACACUGGUUUUGCUGGCACAGACUCCAAGAAUCACUACUGUUGAUCUAGGCAAUACAACUGAGACUGCCACCCUGGACAACACAACUACAGCUGCCACCCUGGACAACAUAACUAAAGCUGCUACCCUGGACAACACAACUACAGCUGCCACCCUGGACAACAUAACUACAGCUGCUACCCUGGACAACAUAACUACAGCUGCCACCCUGGACAACAUAACUACAGCUGCUACCCUGGACAACAUAAUUACAGCUGCCACCCUGGACAACACAACUACAGCUGCCACCCUGGACAACAUAACUAAAGCUGCUACCCUGGACAACACAACUACAGCUGUCACCCUGGACAACAUAAUUACAGCUGCCACCCUGGACAACACAACUACAGCUGCCACCCUGGACAACAUAACUACAGCUGCUACCCUGGACAACAUAACUACAGCUGCCACCCUGGACAAUACAACUACAGCUGCCACCCUGGACAACAUAACUACAGCUGCCACCCUGGACAACACAACUACAGCUACCACACAGGCUGCCACCGCCACCACUACAGCUACCACGCAGGCUGCCACCACCACUACUGCUACAACUACCAAACAGGCUGCCACCACCACCACUACAGCUACCACACAGGCUGCCACCACCACUACUUCUACAACUACCAAACAGGCUGCCACCACCACCACUACAGCUACCACACUUCCUAUACAGGCUGCCACUGCCAAUACCACUGGCACUCCAAACACCAACAGUACAGCUACUAUCCCAGCCAACGCCACUACAGCUGCCACACAGGACAACAUUACAACUCUAACCCAAAGCAUCACAACAACAGUGACUACCACCACUGCAAAUGGAGGAUCGGAGGUGAAAGCUUCUGUGCUUUGUCUUGUUUUUCCACUCUUGCUCUACAUGCCUUGUGUUUAAUUGUCUGUGAAGCUUGCAUACAUUAAUUGUAGAUGCACUCUAAUCACGGAAACAAAGGACAACAUCUAAGGUAAAUCCUGACCCCUUUUUGUUUUGUACACAAAAUAUAUGUAGACUUAUCCUAAUCUUAUGUGCUCUGCAUUGUAUUUCUUAAAUAUACAGGGGAACAGAACCAUGCAGUAGAAUAGAG
Messenger RNA from Maylandia zebra (zebra mbuna), 1270 nucleotides. Lineage: Eukaryota; Metazoa; Chordata; Actinopteri; Cichliformes; Cichlidae. The record is from RefSeq and is a predicted model, not a curated record.